This is a messenger RNA of Protopolystoma xenopodis, 459 nucleotides long. The record is from the annotation of a GenBank genome assembly. Lineage: Eukaryota; Metazoa; Platyhelminthes; Monogenea; Polystomatidea; Polystomatidae.
AUGAUAAAUCUACUCGGUAACGAGGCAGAGGAGAGUGUGGAGAACGAAGGAGAACUUCCUGAACGCGAAUUUUAUGUCGUUAUCAAGUCCGUGAAACCAGCAAAACCACGAGGCUUCCAGGCGUUGGCCAGCCGCCUUUCGAGAGUGCAGGAAUUGAGGUCAGAGUUGGUAGAAAUGUCCGAUGUCAGCGACUCUAGCAGCAGCCUUACCGACUUGACGAUCGGAGGAAACCGAGGCAAUCUACCGGAUCUGACUGAGUUUAACGAACUGGAAGCUGCCUCUGGUACGGAAGCAAAUGUUGACAAGUUCGCCCCCGUGGAAAGUCAAGCUUCGGAUGACAAAGCGGGCAAACUGACUGCCCAAAUCGGCGAGCCGUCGAUUAUGAGGAUCCGUUUGGUUCACAGUCAAGGUAUGGAUUACAUCGUUCCUACACAACUUCACUAUCAAAGCCAAUUAUAA